AUGAGCAGCGACGCCGAUGAUGUUAUCUCCCUAUUCCGCAUCCACACAGCGGCUCUUGCCAGGCAAGAUUGGGCCACAAUUACGGCCAGGCUCCAUCCCAACCUUACUCGAAAUCACAUUGCUCUCACCGCCGAGCAGUAUGUUAAUCAAGCGAAGGAGGGGUUCAAGGCGAUACCCGACUUGGAAGUCACCCUAGACCAGGCUUUCGCCGAUAAAAGCAACAACUUUGUGUUUGGUCGAUUGAUCGUGCGCGGCACUCUCAAACAAGAGUUUAUGGGAAUCAAGCCCUCUGGAAGACCAUUUGAAUUCUCAGAACUCACAAUUUACGAGUAUAGAGAUGGUAAAGUUUUUCGAAUUCUCACGGCUACGGACAAAGAGUCAAUAAAGAAUCAGGUUGAGAGCCUUCCCCGGACACCAUUUGAUACAGGAUACGGCUAUGGGCUCCCUGAAGAGACAACUGGUCUGAAAGAGAAAUUUACAUCUUUCAUUGAAGGCAUAACUAAGGGAAAUGUGAAAGAAUCCGUCGCCAAAUAUUGCGCUUCCAGUGUUCUAUUUAAUGGCACACAGAAUAUUACAAGGGAAGAGAUAGUUCAACAAAACUUGACCAUACAAGACGCACUUACAGACUUGAAAGUGGAAUUUGACGGGCUAGUGGUUGAUGAAGAGCACCAGCGAGUUGGCUCCGCUUACUUUGUCACUGGACGAGUCACCAAGCCCUUCAAAGACUAUUCGCCGGGUCAAAUCGUUCAACAAUACAAGUACGCCAUCCAUUUCAUUAACGAGGAUGGGCAACUUGGGGCUAUUACGUCAGUAGUAGAGAGCGAAAAAGCUAUUGAUCAGGGUAACGAGGCUGCGCAUUGA
Trichoderma breve is the source of this 861-nucleotide messenger RNA. RefSeq names its product snoaL-like polyketide cyclase domain-containing protein. Gene Ontology annotation, biological process: polyketide metabolic process. Lineage: Eukaryota; Fungi; Ascomycota; Sordariomycetes; Hypocreales; Hypocreaceae. The transcript has a single exon. The coding region runs from base 1 to 861 and encodes 286 amino acids. The record is from RefSeq and is a predicted model, not a curated record.